Molecule: messenger RNA, 3302 nt
Organism: Aspergillus steynii IBT 23096
Lineage: Eukaryota; Fungi; Ascomycota; Eurotiomycetes; Eurotiales; Aspergillaceae
Product: putative UDP-glucose,sterol transferase
Exons: 6
Coding region: 80-3187 (1035 amino acids)
Biological process (GO): carbohydrate metabolic process
Molecular function (GO): UDP-glycosyltransferase activity; hexosyltransferase activity
Source: RefSeq, a predicted model, not a curated record
CCAGAAGAAAAUCACCAUCACAUCCUCCACUUUGCUGAUCACCCGUUGCUUGUAAAUUAAAGAUUUGCUAUACCCCAGGAUGUCGGCGCAGGGCAUCCAGUCCGACGACUGGCCAGAGAAUGUCGCCCACAGCCAGUCGGCUCACGAACAUGGCGACCGUGGCCAACACGGCCACACCGUGCGCGAACGGGGGUUGAACACCGGAGUCAGGGUGAUGGACGACGGUCGCCUCGACAUCAAAUUCCGGUCGCACAAACCCUGGCUCGCCAAACUCCUGCAUCACAUCGAACACCGCCGCCCGAAAGAGCCGCUGCGACAGCCCUCCGUCGUAUCAACCACCGACGCGCCCUUCCCUCUGCGAUUGAACAUCGUCAUUCAAGUCGUUGGCUCCCGAGGCGAUAUACAACCCUUCCUGGCGCUGGGCAAACGACUACACUCAUGCGGUCACCGCGUCCGCCUCGCCACGCACCUCGCCUUCCGCGAUGACAUCCUCGCCCAGGGGCUCGAGUUCUUCGACAUCGGCGGCGACCCGGCCGAGCUGAUGGCGUUCAUGGUCAAGAACCCGGGUCUGAUGCCCGACAUGCGGACCAUCCGCAGCGGCGCGAUCCAGCAGCGACGUCGCGAAAUGAAAGCCAUCUUCUCCGGCUGCUGGCGCUCCUGCUACGAGACCGGCGACGGAACAGGCCUGCACCAUGUCCCGGACGAUCCGUGGAGCGGGACCGUGGAUGCUGAGAAUCGGCCGUUCGUCGCGGACGCGAUCAUUGCGAAUCCGCCGAGUUUUGCGCACAUGAGCUGCGCGGAGAAGUUGGGCGUGCCGCUUAAUAUGAUGUUCACGAUGCCGUGGAGUGCGACCCAGGCGUUUCCGCAUCCGCUGGCGAACGUACGGACCCAGUCGACGAAGCCCUCGGCGGCGAAUUUUGCAUCGUACGCCAUCGUCGAGGUUAUGCUGUGGGAAGGGCUGGGGGAUUUGAUUAAUCGGUUCAGAAAGAGGGAGUUGGGAUUGGAUCCGUUGGAUGCGCUUCGUGCGCCGAGUAUCGCGUCGAGGCUAAGGAUCCCGUAUACCUAUCUUUGGUCUCCGUCCCUCCUGCCCAAACCUUCCGACUGGCCCGACACCACCGACGUCGUCGGCUUCAGCACCCUCCCUCACGAAUCGACCUACCAGCCACCGGACGACCUGGCCAACUUUCUCAAAGCAGGCCCUCCCCCGAUCUACAUCGGCUUCGGCUCGAUCGUCGUCGACAACCCCAGCAAGCUCACGGAGAUCGUCUUCGACGCGGUGCGCCAGACCGGCCAACGCGCCCUCAUCUCCAAGGGAUGGGGCAACAUCGGCGGCGACAAUCCACCCGACAACGUGCUCCUGCUAGGAAAAUGUCCCCACGAUUGGCUCUUCAAGCACGUCUCGGCCGUCGUGCAUCACGGUGGCGCAGGCACUACGGCCACGGGCCUUCUCCUCGGCCGGCCCACCGUCAUCGUGCCCUUCUUCGGCGACCAGCCAUUCUGGGGAUCGAUUGUGUCGCGCGCGGGUGCUGGGCCGGCACCUGUGCCGUAUAAACAGCUAACGGUGGAGAAGCUGGCCGAGGCCAUUCAGGUCGCGCUGAAGCCUGAGACGCGGGAGAAGGCGGAGGAGAUCGGGGGUGAUAUGCGCAAGGAAGAUGGCGUGCGGGACGCGGUGGCGAGUUUCCAUAGUCAUCUCGACGUGGAGAGUCUAAGGUGCUCGAUUUGUCCGGACCGCGUGGCUGUGUGGUUCAUUCGACAUUCCAAUAUCAAGUUGAGUCCGUUUGCUGCGGCCGUCUUGGUCGAGACGGGGCUGGUGAAGACGAGUGAUGUAGUUCUAUACCGCUCCAAAGAAUACGACACAAACCGCGACCCUCGAGGCCCAUUGACAGCCGGCGCCGAGGUUCUUUACGGCAUCGUCACCGACCUGAUCGCAGGCGUUGCCGGACUGCCAGCGAACAUGGCCGAGAUGUUCAGCCACGAGCCGCACGACCACCACGACGAGUUCCGGUCAGACUGUAAGGCGUGUGGGAAGUCCGCUCGGAAAAGCACCCAGAGCGAUAGUCGGUCUGGGACUCGUUCGAAAGGGCAUUCUCGAGGUCGGUCGCGAGCGCAAUCGGCGCCAGAACGACAUUCUCAGACUGCAUCAAAGACGCAAUCGCCUACCCACUCACACUCACACUCACGCUCUGACUCGAGGUCUUCAUCUACAUCUAAUUCCCCUGCCUCCACGGAAUACAACACCGCCGACGAAUCGAACUCGAACGAAGAAACCACGCGAACAAGUCAAUCGACACCGGAGCCACCGUCUCCUUCAACCCGCAAUAACACAACAACAACCACAAACACAAACAACACAUCAGAAACCCCCAACACCACCCCCGAAGACCAAGACCAAGAACAAGAAGACUCCAACACCGACUCCGACUCCGACACAAUAACCCUCGGCUCCGAACUCGACCUCGAAAAGACCCUCACCCGGCACCAAACCACGCAAGAAAACCGAUCCUCGACGCACGAAAUGCUCCUCGAAACAAGCUACCACAUGACGAAAGUAGCCAAACACGCGCUCGACUUCGCCAUUCUCCUUCCGCACGAUCUGACCCUGUCGCUGUCCAAGGGGUUCCAUAACGCCCCGAAGCUGUACCAUGAUCGUACGGUGACCGAGACGCCGAGGGUGAUGGGCGUGAGGAGCGGGUUUAGGGCUGCGGGGACGGAAUUCACACAAGGCCUCUACAACGGGGUAACAGGGCUCCUGACGCAGCCCAUCAACGGGGCCAAAAAGACCGGGCCACGUGGAUUCAUCAAAGGAAUUGGAAAAGGAAUGGGCGGGGUGGUAUUCAAGCCUGUUGCUGGAUUCUGGGGCCUUGCCGGCUACCCACUCGACGGCAUGCACAAGAGCCUACGAAAAUCGCUUUCGAAGUCCAAAACGAAAGAGAUCCUGAAGUCGCGGAUCGCGCAGGGCAUGGAGGACAUGUGUCUUGCGUCGACGGAGGAGCGGGCGAUGGUGAUACGGCGGUGGGAGGAGUUAGUGAAGGCCGAGAAGGAGAUGGAGAGGGAGGGUGAGAAUGAGAAUGGCAACGCGACGCAGAAUGGGAAUGGGAAUGGGGUGAAGAAAUAUAAAUAUAGAAAGAACGGGAUGCAUGGGGAUGAUCAUGCAGAUGUGAGCGAUGGGUUGAGGGGGUUGCAUUGAUUGGGACCCACUUGGGGGUAUAACUAUACUAUACUUACACGGGGGUAUGGUGUUUAGAUUGAUAAACGUACAUAUAGGGGAUAUAAUUGGGAUAAUACGGAAUAAUACAUCAGGC